AUGACGCAGAGUAAUUGGGAAGCAGAUAAGAUGCUUGAUGUCUAUAUACACGAUUACUUAUUGAAGAGGAAGUUGCACAACUCAGCGAAAGCUUUCAUGACAGAAGGGAAGGUUGCCACAGACCCUGUUGCCAUUGAUGCACCGGGAGGAUUUCUGUUUGAAUGGUGGUCUGUCUUUUGGGAUAUUUUUAUUGCUAGGACAAAUGAGAAACAUUCAGAGGCAGCUGCAGCUUACAUAGAGACUCAACAACUGAAAGCUAGGGAACACCAACAGCAAAUGCAAAUGCAGCAGCUGCAGCUCAUGCAACAGCGCAAUGCCCAGUUGCAGAGAAGAGAUCCGAAUCAGCCCCCACUUGGUGGCCCUAUGAAUGCUAUGAACUCUGAAGGGAUUAUGGGACAGCCAUCUGCCAGUGUCUUGGCUAUGAAAUUAUAUGAAGAACGCAUGAAGCACCCUCAUUCCAUGGACUCUGAUGCAUCUCCAGGUAUUAUUGAUGCUAACAGAAUGGCCAUGAUCAAAUCAGCCGCAAAUCAUCCAGGCCAGUUGGUACAAGGAAAUUCUGGGGGCAUGUCAACGUUGCAGCACAUGCAAGGAAGGCCUCAACUGACUACUGACAUAAAAUCUGAAGUGGGCAUGGGUGCCACUCAGAAAUCUUUGCCCAUGGAUCCAGCAUCAAUUUAUGGGCAAGCCAUUCUCCAGCCGAAAACUGGAUUGGGUGGUGCAGGAUUAAAUCAAGGGGUGACAGGGCUUCCACUUAAGGGCUGGCCUUUAACUGGGAUCGAUCAGUUGCGACCAAGUUUGGGGUUACAAGUUCAGAAGCCUAAUAUGCAGAGCCAAAACCAGUUCCUUCUGGCAUCCCAACAGCAACAAGCCCUUGCCCAGGCUCAGGCACAAGGCAACCUUGCAGGCUCCCCUAAUUACGGGUUUGGGGGGUUACCAAGGGGAGGAAGCUUUAAUUCGAAGGAUGGGCAACCGCCUAGAAAUGAUGGAUCAAUAUGUUCACCCAUACAGUCAAAUUCACCUAAGAUGAAGAUGACCCAGAUGCAGCAAUCUUCCUCUCAACAACAGGAUCAGCUGCAGCAGCAGCAGCAGCAGCCACAACAGCAACAGCAAUUACAACAGAAUAACAGGAAAAGGAAACAACAUUCUUCAUCUGGACCUGCCAACAGCACAGGCACUGGAAAUACUGUGGGUCCAUCCCCCAGUUCUCCUCCUUCAACCCAUACUCCUGGUGAUGGAAUGAAUUCUAGCAAUCUGCAGCAUGUCAGUAGUGUGUCAAAAUCUUUCAUGUAUGGUGCAGAAGGAGGUGGUAUUGCAUCGUCUGCAAAUCAGCUGGACGAUUUAGAGAAUUUUGGAGAUGUUGGUUCCCUGGAAGAUAAUGUAGAAUCUUUCUUAACACAUGAUGGUGGAGAUGGAAAUAUUUAUGGCACAUUGAAGACUCUUACUGAGCAAAAAACUGAGUCUUCUAAAGGUAAUGGUUUUUCCUUUGGUGAAGUUGGUUGUAUACGAACAAGAAAUAAAGUGCUCUGCUGUCACUUCUCGUCUGAUGGGAAAUUGUUGGCUAGUGCUGGACACGAUAAGAAGGCUGUACUCUGGAACAUGGAUACCUUGCAAACAGAGACCACUCCUGAAGAACACCAGUAUGUGAUUACAGAUGUCAGGUUCAGACCUAACUCGACUCAUCUUGCAACAGCUUCAUUUGACCAGUCAGUGAGACUAUGGGAUGCAGCAAAUCCUGGUUAUUGUUUGCAUGCAUACACGGGACACCCUUCACACAUUAUGUCGUUGGAUUUCAAUCCCAAGAAGAACGAUCUGUUCUGUUUUUGUGAUAGUAGCAAUGAAAUUCGUUACUGGAACAUUAAUCCGUUUUCUUGUGCUCGGGUUUCCAAGCAAGGAGGCAGUGCACAAGUUAGAUUUCAACCAGUUACUGGUCAGCUACUUGCAGCAGCUUCAGAAAAAGUAGUGACGAUCUAUGAUGUCGAAAAUGACAGGCAAACCCAUUCCUUCCAGGGACAUUCUAGUGUGGUUAAUUACUUGUGCUGGGAUCUUAAUGGUGAUUAUUUAGCAUCUGUAAGUGAAGAUUCUGUUAAAGUCUGGUCUCUAGCCUCAGGGGAGUGCAUCCACGAGCUCAGCUCCAAUGGGAGCCAGUUCCAUUCUUGUGUUUUCCAUCCUAACUAUUCUGCCCUUUUGGUGAUUGGAGGACUGCGGUCCUUGGAGCUGUGGAAUAUGGUUGAGAAUAAAAGCAUGACUGUACCAGCUCACGAGAACAUCAUUGCUGCUUUGGCGCAGUCACCUGUAACAGGAAUGGUUGCUUCUGCAAGUCAUGACAGCUCUGUUAAGUUGUGGAAAUAA
Messenger RNA from Oldenlandia corymbosa var. corymbosa, 2349 nucleotides. NCBI's taxonomy places the organism in Eukaryota, Viridiplantae, Streptophyta, Magnoliopsida, Gentianales, Rubiaceae. The record is from the annotation of a GenBank genome assembly.